This is a messenger RNA of Brenthis ino (lesser marbled fritillary), 1569 nucleotides long. The record is from the annotation of a GenBank genome assembly. Lineage: Eukaryota; Metazoa; Arthropoda; Insecta; Lepidoptera; Nymphalidae.
AUGGAGCUGCCAAAAAUAAGCAUAGUGUUUUUAUUAACUUACUUUUUACAAGUAGUUAGAAGUGCAUCUAUACUGGCCUUGUUUUCUUCUCUAUCUUUUUCUGACCACCUGGUAUUUAGGGGCUAUAUAUCUCUUCUUGCACAAAAGGGACACUCUAUUGUAGUAAUGACACCUUAUCCUGGCCAAUUUGCAUACCCGGAAGUGGAAAAAAUCGUAGAAUUAAAUGUGGGUCAAGAAUCAGGACCAUUUUGGGAAGAAUACAAAAAUCUUAUGACAUAUACUGAUGAUUGCUAUCCACGGAUGAGAAUGAUAAACGAGCUUUCUAUUAAAUUAACAGUGGCACAACUAAAAUCUAAGCCUAUGACUGCGUUGCUCAUUAACCCAAAUGUUAAAUUUGAUCUGGUUAUCACUGAAGCAGAUGUUCCCGUCUUGUAUGCAGUCGCAGAGAAAUAUCAAGUUCCUCAUAUUGCUAUUACGGCUUCCAGUGGCAAAAUUCAUCAAUACGAAUCAAUAGGAGCACCUAUUCACCCAAUAUUGUACCCCGAUGUGAACACCCUCAACUACCGAAAACUUUCUCGCUGGCAGAAAUUAGUAGAGAUAAAUCGUUAUUUCCAAACCAGACAUGAAUAUUAUAAUACCUAUUUACCACUUUGUGAAGUUGCGGCAAAAAAGAUUUUCGGACUUAAAAAGAGUCUUCAAGAAGUGGAAUACGAUAUAGAUUUAUUACUCGUAGCAGCGAAUCCUUUAUUAAUAAGCAAUAGACCAUCACCCCCCUCUAUAAUAUAUGUCGAUCGCAUGCAUAUAAAACCAGGCUUUGCAUUACCAGCUGAUCUUAAGUCAAUAUUAGACUCGGCCACAAAAGGAGUUGUUUAUUUCAGCCUGGGCGCGUUGCAAGAGCCGGAGCAUUUAUCUUCAAGUGUACUACAGACAUUAACGGAUGCUUUCAGAGAGUUGCCAUUCCUUGUAUUGUGGAAGUUUGGAAACACUACUAUGAUUAACAAACCUGAUAAUGUUAUCACGAAUAUGUGGUUUCCUCAGCAGGAAGUUUUAGCUCAUCCAAAUGUUAAGGCAUUUAUCACGCAUGGUGGUGCUCGAUCACUAGAAGAAGCUCUGUUCUACGAAGUACCAUUAGUUGGACUUCCAAUAGUCAGAUCAAGAAAAGUGUUCAUUGGUGAGAUUACUCGAUUUGGAACUGGAGAAAUUUUAGAUCUAAAUUAUCUAGAAAAGGAAAAUGUUAAAGAAGUUAUCACUUCAGUGAUUACUAAUGAAAAGUAUAAAAAUGCCAUGAUAAAGCUUAAGAGCUUAACCGUAGAUCAAAUUAUUUCGGGUCCAGAAAAUGCAGUCUGGUGGACCGAAUAUGUUCUCCGUCAUGGCGGUGCUCGGCACUUACGGGCUCAAGCGGUUGGAGUCAGUUUCUUCAAGUACUACUUAUUGGAUAUUAUUAGUAUCCUACUAGGAGUAUCAGCAAUAUUGCUACUGAUAUCCUUUUAUAGCUUACGAUAUGUUCUCAGACGUAUACGUCUCCGAAUUUUGCAAAAGUUUGAUAAAUCAGGAAAAUAUAAGGCCUUG